CCGAGUUUGGCCUUCUUGGACUUCAACUCCAUAGCUAGAUAGAUCUGGAUAUUCGGAUCCAUCAUGCCUCUGAAACGAGUGUUGGUCAUAGCGGGAUCUGACAGCUCGGGUGGCGCCGGCCUGGAAGCCGAUCAAAGAGUCCUUGCAGCUCACGGUUGCUAUGCCCUCACGGCGACAACGGGCCUGACGGCUCAGAAUACGCUGGGCGUGCAGGACAUCUUCGUCAUCCCGUCUCAGUUCGUCAAGAAACAAAUCAACGCCGCUCUGGAGGAUAUCGGAGCGGAUGCUGUGAAAUUGGGAAUGCUCUCCUCCGCAGAGACCGUUGAGGUCAUUGCAGAAACUCUUGUAGCUUACAAAGUGCCUUAUAUGGUCCUGGAUCCGGUCAUGGUGUCGACCAGCGGGUCACAAUUACUGCCCCAAGAAGCAGUUAAAGUGCUGCGAACAAAAUUGCUUCCCUUAGCAACCGUUGUCACACCAAAUAUCCCCGAGGCAAAACUGUUGCUUAAGGACUCUGGCGUUGAUGUCCAAGACCCCGCCGACCUCGAGGGCAUGGUCGAGCUCGCAAAGAAGAUUCUCCAAUUAGGCCCGAAGGCUGUCCUUCUCAAGGGUGGCCAUCUGCCAUUGACAAAGGACCGCAAGACAGCUCGCAGUCCAGAAGAGGCUUCUAUCGUAAUAGACGUUCUCGUGGAUGGAGACAAGGUCGCCUAUUUCGAAACCGACUUUUUAAUAUCAAGGAAUACACAUGGCACCGGCUGCUCGCUUGCUUCUGCCGUUGCGGCAAACCUUGCUUCCGGUGACGGUAUCGUGAGAGCCGUUCGUGGCGCUGUGCGGUUUGUCGAAGCGGGUAUCAAGACGAGCGUCUCCUUGGGCAAAGGCAGUGGUCCAAUUAAUCAUUUCCAUUCGGUUUAUUCUCUGCCUUUUGCACCUGGCCGCUUCAUAGAGUACUUGCUGGAUCGGCCCGACGUGAAAGGCCCAUGGAAGGAAUUCACGGAACAUGAGUUCGUGGUAGGCUUAGGCAGUGGUACACUUCCUAUUGAGAGGUUCAAACAAUACCUCAUCCAGGACUAUCUCUAUCUGGUUCAUUUUGCCCGAAGCAACGCAUUGGCAGCAUACAAGGGGAAGACCAUGGAAUCUGUUGCUGCGUCAGCAAGAAUCGUCUUACAUAUUGAACGGGAAAUGUCCUUGCAUCUGGACUACUGCGCUGGCUUUGGCAUUAAUAAGGAAGAAAUAUCGAAAGCUCCUGAAGCACAGGCAUGCACUGCGUACAGCAGAUACAUCCUUGACGUUGGCCAAUCGGAUGAUUGGCUUGCUUUGCAAAUAGCUCUUUCGCCUUGUCUUCUUGGAUACGGCGCAAUUGCAAGACGUUUGUAUUUCGAGCCGAGCACAGUCCGGCAUGGCAACAAAUACUGGAAAUGGAUUGAGAACUACGUCGCCGAUGAUUAUGCCGAAGCGGUCAGGGUUGGAACAGAAUUAAUAGAACGCCAUAUCCACCGAACCUCGCCCAGUCGGCUGGAAGAGCUGGUCAAGGUAUUCAUCCGGGCGACGGAGUUGGAGGUUGGUUUCUGGGAUAUGGGACUGGGAGGCAAUCUGAUCUAGGCCUUCAGGAAGAGACUUGGAACACUGUAUAUAAUAGACGCAGUGAACAUGAAGCCCAUACUACAUACUAUAGUAAAACAGCAAGCUGUUAGUACACGUG
This is a messenger RNA of Monascus purpureus, 1696 nucleotides long. The record is from the annotation of a GenBank genome assembly. Lineage: Eukaryota; Fungi; Ascomycota; Eurotiomycetes; Eurotiales; Aspergillaceae.